CACACAUACACACACAUGCUCGCGCGUCAUCCCGUAUCACCAGGAACUCCGCACAGCACUUUAUGCUGCUGUUAUUGAUAUUUGCAAAACGCACGGAGACGAGACGGGGAAGUAGAAGAGCGCACAGGUGGAGCGUCUUUUCUUUUAACCCAGUGCUUAAUUUAUAGACUGCGGAGCAAAGAUGGACACAAUGACAGCAAACGGCAUCAUCAGUAUUUUUUGACUCCCACUUUACUCUUUUUCUAUUUCUGUCAUAUAUAUAUUUAUAUUUUUUUUACGCGUUCGCUCUGCGACAGCUCCCCAAGGAACACCUGGGAUGGGAAAACUUUGCCACCUCUGGACUCUGGAUAAUAAAAAGUACCGGGAAAGAAUGAAGUAACUGCUAUGGAGCCGGACAAUGCCCCGAACUCCAAACUCAAAGCCGGUGGAGUCGGGGGGAGAUCGCUGAUUCUUUGGACUAUACUGUGUUGCAUCUGUUCUAUCAGGCUAACAGAAGCACAAGAUGUGGAUAUCCUGCAGCAGCUUGGGCUUUUCGGGCGAAGGACGUCUCCAGCAGGCGCUCGCUCCAUACCCACUGGCGUCAUCCCCUUCAAGUCGGGCGUCAUCCUCACUCCGAGGACGCGCCUCCAGGUGCCUCUCCGUACCAUCAUCCCUGCCCACUACAACGCCACCAGCCUCCUCCUGAUCCUCAGCCUCUCUGUUCACCGCUUCAACAGCGCCUUCCUUUUCUCAGUUCUGUCUAAGAGAAAGAAGGUGCAGCUCGGGGUGCAGUUCACACCGGGGAACGUCUUGGUGCACGUGGGACACAAGAGCUCUGCGAGUUUUGACUACAACGUCUACGACGGCCGGUGGCAUGAUUUUGCCGUGGAUAUUCGAGGCCGUCGUGUGUUUUUGCACACAGCCUGCGGUACGAAAAGCUUGCAUGCUCAUUUGUCCUCCAAAAAAGGCGGGACCCUGGAUCCAGAGGGCUCCUUCCUGCUGGGCAAAAUGAACCACAACUCAGUGGCAUUUGAGGGUGCAAUCUGUCAAUUUGACAUUUAUCCCUCGGCCGAGGCAGCUCAUAACUAUUGCGAUUACAUUAAGAAACACUGCAGAGAAGCCGACACGUUUCGGCCUGUGUUUCCAUCCAUGCUACCUCAAAUUUCAGGCCCAGUUGUUACUUUCACUGAUAGAACUUUGCUGUCCCUGACAGAGAGAUCCAAAAAGGCAGAGGAGCCAUCGUCAGUUCCGAGGACUACAAUAAUUCACCCAGCUGACCAGUUGCUAAUGCUGAACAAGACGUCUUUAGCUGCAGAAUAUGCUGCAGCGCCUGUUUCUCCACUAGUUACUGCAGGAUUGGAAAACCCUCCCAGAUUUUCAGCUCCAACUGUUACUACAUCUCUUCAGAUCAUGAAUCCGCCAGAUCCAAAACACGUCAGCCGAAACACAAUGCAGAGGGAUAGUGAGUCUGGGGGAGCUUUACUUGUACCCGUUUCCAUCGGACCAUCAGCAACGAAGCCAAGCCUCAGGGACACGGUUGUUCCCACACAAGGGUCUCCUUCUAACACCUACGUUCCCCAUAAAAAGGAGUUGACCACAGAAGCUGCGAAGAAACCUGAGCCAGAAGUGACCGGUGAUUUCAAACCAACCGCACUCCCCGCAGUGACUCCCGCUGCGACAGACGGCGUUCAGACAUUUGACCUGGAGCCGACCCAGUUCUCGCUGCUCGCUGGACCACCUGGGCUAAAGGGAGAACCAGGACCACCGGGUCCCCAAGGAUUUCCAGGCCUGUCAGGAAAACCGGGAAAAAGGGGCCCCAGAGGUCCUCCUGGUCCUCAUGGAAAUCCUGGUCGUCCCGGACCACCCGGCGUGAAGGGACAAAAAGGAGAUCCUGGACUGUCACAUGGUCAAGCCCCGAAAGGACAAAAAGGAGACCUUGGUACAUUUGGCCCACCUGGACCACCAGGCCAAAAUGGACGAAAGACGGGUGACGAAGUGCAGCUGGCUCAGUUUGCUGCAGGAAGCAGGGUUACUCUGCUGUGA
Molecule: messenger RNA, 2022 nt
Organism: Fundulus heteroclitus (mummichog)
Lineage: Eukaryota; Metazoa; Chordata; Actinopteri; Cyprinodontiformes; Fundulidae
Product: collagen alpha-1(XXVII) chain B-like
Exons: 8
Coding region: 385-2022 (545 amino acids)
Source: RefSeq, a predicted model, not a curated record